Molecule: messenger RNA, 2383 nt
Organism: Seminavis robusta
Lineage: Eukaryota; Bacillariophyta; Bacillariophyceae; Naviculales; Naviculaceae
Source: the annotation of a GenBank genome assembly
GUGGAUUCAUACAAGGCAAUAUGUUUGCUUUGAGUACCGUUAGUUUCGAAGCGGGAUAGAAAAUGUUUUGAUCGGGGGAGCUUCCACGAAUUAAUUAAUUGGCUCCACACGAAAGAUCCACACUCGAACCAACUCAUUCAUUGAUUGAGACAGCGCCAUUAAUUUUUUUAGUGGACCCAUGGCAUUGGCAUUGGACCUUCAUUACUACUAUCCAUCUAUCUAUCUAUCCAUCCAUCUAUUGAAUUCAUUCAACUAAACAACACCCACCAUGUCCUUUUCAGUAUCCAUCAACAACACAUCCAGAGGCACUAGUAUAGAUACCCCAACUCCAGCUCCAACUCCAACUCCAACAGCUUCAGGUGCAGCUUCAGGUAUUCCCUCCAUGUCUUUGGGAGCUUCUAGAGAUAAUCAAAGAUUUAUAGAAAUAGAAGAAGAAGAAGAAGAAAGAUCAGAAGAGAAGAGAUGGGAAUAUCUCUAUGUGCUACCAGUUCUACUAUUGGAGUUUUUGGCAUUGGCAUUGACCAGGGCUGUGCUACCCUCCAUUCUACUGCAACAGUAUGGGGAUAAGGUUUAUCUGGUACUGGGAAGUGCUGAUUGUGUCAGAGGCUUACUGGCUUUUGUGGCUUGUCCAUUCUUUGGAAAACUUUCUGAUGUCAUUGGCAGAAAAAUCUGUCUUUUCAUCACUGUUUUGGGGACUUGUGCUCCUGUAUGUUCACUAGCAUUGUUUGCUUGGGACACAAAUGACAAUGACAAUGACAAUGACAAUGACACAUCAACCUCAACCAAUCACUCAAAUUCCACCUUUUGGCAGCACUUAUUGGACCAAAAUCCAGAUCCAGAUCAACCACAACAAAAUUGGAUGCAGAUGCAAACCACUCAACAAGGAGCCAUCACCACCUUUGUGGUACUAUUGGCGUUGUCAGGAAUAUUCUCAUCCACAUUCACUCUGGUAUUUGCAUACAUUUCGGACACGGUACACCAGCAAGAUGAACGCGUUUCCGCUUAUGGACUCGCAUUGGCAACCUUUGGGCUAUCAUUCACCAUUGGACCCAUGGCGGGAGGAUAUCUCGCACAAUCCAAUACACACUACGUAUUUCUGUGUUCCCUAUUCUUCACCGUCCUAGAUCUGCUCUACAUUUACUUUGUAUUGCCAGAAUCCAAAAAGGAUAUUGCGAAAGCACACUGGAACCCAAUCCAAAAUUUAAGACGACAACAAACACCAACAGAAGCACCCGAUCCCAGUCACAAUGUAUGGUCACCCUGGAAUACACUACGGCUCAUGGCUGUAGAUCCAUUUCUAAGAAAUGUCGGAAAGGUCGCAUUUCUCUAUUACACUGGAUUGUGGGCCAUCAUUUCCACUCUAUCCGUAUAUGCCGUCAAACGAUUCCAUCUAUCACCCGAACGACUCGGAGAACUCAUGUCCGCUCUGGGAUUGUGUACCAUGGUCGCUGAAGCCGUCCUCGUCAGAAUCAUUGUACCCAUGCUAGGAGAAAAACAAUCCACAAAACUCGGAUUAAUCGCAUUCCUAUUGCAGUGCGUCGUGUUGGGAUUGGCGUACGAAGGAUGGCAUCUAUUUCUUUGCACCGUGUUUUCCAUGUUUGCCAAUUUGGUAUACCCAUCCCUCAGUUCACUCGUCAGUGGCAGUGUCCCACCAGAGGCCGUGGGAGAAGCACUCGGAGCCAUUAAUGGAGUCAAGGCAUUGACCGAAGGAAUCGGACCACUCGUAUUUGGAAGUCUCAUGACACUCAGUGAACAUUCCAUGCUGCCGGGAUGGCCCUACUUGCUCGCGGCAGUUUUGGCUUAUUUCGCAUAUCUGUCGGCCGACAAUCUACCCGAUCCAGAAGAUGACGAGUACAUUCACGAACUCGAACGAAAGAAACAACGACGAAGUCUCAAGAGCAUGAGUCGGGAUAGUGCCAGUGCAGGAAUAUUGCUACAGCAUCUCAUCAGUACAACGUCGCCCAAUAAGCAACAAUACUCACUCUACCAACACGAACGAAAUCAACACGUAGAAGAAGAAGAUCAAGGGUUGCUCAGUGAUGUGGAAGAAUCUGAAGACGGGGAAUUUACUGGUCCGGCAGGAAACGAACAAGAAGAUGUGACGCGGCUACCCAUUACGUUUGCCUCCCUCGUAAACUUGCCUCCGCCGUAGCGAAGCGAACGAAGCAAAGGUGGCACGUAAAUCCAGCUCAUAAUUCCUGGUCAUGGAUUUGCAGGUUGGGACGAAGUUGCUCCUAGUUAUCUAGCUAGCUAGCUCGACUAUAUAGAAUUUAGAACAAACAAAAAGGCGGCAGGCACGACGCAGAAUGGCAAGUAAAAAUCGUAGCAGGUUGCCUAUUGAUUUAUUGAUCAUGUAAGAAAUCGGCCUUCUUUUUGCCGGGUA